CUAUACGCCAUUUACUAAUCAGUUUCUAUUAUAGUGGUCAAAGUUAAACCAGGAUAUUCAAACCAAACACAUUUAUUGUGUUAUGUUAUGACAAAACUAUUACGUGGCGACGAAAACAAAGGAAAUUCACCGGUAGAUGAGAGUUUAAUAAUAAACCGCUUCACAAACAAGUAAAUGUUCAGUGUAGUAUAUAAAAAAAAUGGGCAUGUAAAUGAAUGUUCAUGCAGAUAAAUUAAAUGUCUGAAAAAACUGUAUUAACUGCGAUUGGUUCAUGGAAAAGACCUAAAACAUUAAUUCAUCUGAAAAUCAAAAGGUAGCUAACGAACAAGUUAGUUCACCAAGUUGUCCGUCUCUUCUCCCCUUCCACACACGAAUAUGCAUGAGUCAAUUUAUUAUUUAACUUGUCACUUCAAUAUUUCUGUCAACUUAGGAUCCAAGUUGUUUUACUGAAAUUCAACGGAAGCAAUUUCAACUACAUUUAUAUUUGUUGUAUCUUGUGCUGUGUGAGUAGCGGAGCCUAAAACUUUUUAUACUAAGAUCAAAUAUUUUUGGUGGAGUUAAAUUUUCAUUUUAAGUGGGAUCCAUAAUUUUUUUCUCGAAGAAAAUCAAACAUUUUUAACGGUGGGGUCAGCUGAUCCCACUACUACUACCCUGCCUCCUCCCCUGGCAGUGUCACAAUGUUAGGUAGACACAAUUUUUAUGAUUCAUGACUCGUGAUUCGACUCAUGAGUCAUGCCUCUCACCACCUUUGCCCCCGACCCCGACCCCGACCCCGACCGUUCCGUACACUAUACGCAUAGUCAAGAACGUAACUUUCAUUUCUUCACAGAUUUUUUCGCGCAUGCUAUCACGAUCGCACGUGUAUAUAUAUUAUACUCUUGAGUUUUGAGAUUUUAUACGUUUAACAAAGACAUGUUACAAAAAUAAAAAAUACGUUUCACAAAGACAAAAGUUUAGUGUGUUUAAUACAAUUUUAACUGUUGAUUUUUUUAAAACUUGUUUAUCUUCUUACGGUAUUAGUUAAAACAACUACUAUUGAAAUAAAUUGAUUUUUUUAAAAACAAAUUGUAUUAAAAAGAUUAUAUUUGAUAUUCUAAUUUUUUUUAAAAAAUGUGUGAAGAACCUAUAACUUGUAUUUUCGUGGAACAAAAAGAAUUUUGCGAAUAUGUCCAUGUACAUAAUAUGUUACCAAGCACACCCCAAUACCACUAGUAUUUAGCUGAUACUGUAUAUGUGACACUACAUUAUAUGAAUCAAUGGGUCCAUUACUAUACUUCACUAUAAACCUGUACAACCAAUUUAGGGAUUAGCAAGAAUUAUCAGUCAGUUUUCGUGUUGGCGUGAAAUAAUGGGGAAGUAGGAUUGCUAGAUUUGUGAUAGGCGUAGCUAAGACGUAGUUUGUCAGUGUUUGAAAUAGUAUAGAAAGGUAUGGGACAUAGUACAACUUUAGAUUUCAACUGUUGUUACUGACAUUACUACGACUCUUCUAUUUUAGUUUACCUUUUGUUCUUCUACCUUAUAGGAGCAGUAUGGUGGUCAUUUUUAUGCAUAACAAAUAAUUAAAUAAGUUAUGAACAUAUUAAAGACGUGAUUGUAAAGGGUUCUAAGAAACAACCUAAGAUAGUUUUACUUGUAAGUACUUUACCCAUUAAUCUUUCUUAUUGUACCACAAUAUUUCUAUUUAUCGAUGUCUUCCUAUAAGGGUGAACGAAAAGUAAUUACACCGUGCAAUAAGUGAAGUGAAAUCAAACCACACAGUUUUGUAGAGAGAUAAAACUGCAUAGAGAAAAGUUCCCCGGCCGACGGCGAGGCUCCUUUAGCCACCGUCGGUCCGGUUAUGUUUUUCAAGUUUUUAAACGGGGAUUUAGGUGUUUAGAUCUUUAGUUUGUGGAUCUGUUGGGUUUAGUCUCGGCGGCGCACCUAUCUACGGUGGCCGUCCGAUUUUGUCCCGGGAGGUGAUGGCUUUCUCAGCAUCUUCUUCGCCGGUUUCUGUUUCCGGGAGUCGGUGGCUUCGUCAGCACCGAGAUCGCCGGUUUUGGUUCCGGGAGGCGGUGGCUCUCUUAGCACCGCUAGCGCCGGCAAGUUUCUCGAGUUACCUCACCGCGAUCUACGAAUCCGAGCCUCUCUUGUUCAUCUGGCUCUCGUCUCUGAAUCUGGUUCCGCAUGCAUGUAUGUCGGAGAUGAUGAGCGAUUGUAGCCGGGUUUAUUCUCUAUUAAAAUCGUAGAUCCGGUUAGUUAUGAGUCUCGGUGUGCGUUGGUUGCAUUCGAGUUGUGGUGGAAAGGUGGGUUUGAAUGGUCUCGGCUCAAUUCCGAUGACGGCGCAGUGGUUAGGCGUCGUAUCGCGGAAGCUGGAGCCGCAGGAAGAAGAUAGGGAGGCGCGCGCUUCGCGCGGAUCGAGCGGCGUUGCCCUAGCUAGGGUUUUCGGAAUUUGGGCCUGUUGGGCCAUUAUGGCAGUUGUGUUUUUUAAUGUAUUUGGGCUUUUGUAGUUUUUCUUUGUAUGGUUUGGGCUCUGCCCUUUUGGGUUUUUUACCCCUUUUAAUUAAUAAAUUCAGAUGGAAAAAAAAAAAAAAAGUAAUUACACCGUGCAAGCGUAACGAAAACGUUGAAUUGAAUAAAAUUCACUAACUCUAUUGACAUUAUUUAAAUAAAAGACUAAAAUAGCAAGAACGGUGAUUGACAUAUUCACUGUUUUCAUACGUGUCUAUGCAAAAUAUAGUAAAAAGAUAUGCAUUUCAAGUAGCUUAGAUUGAGGAAGAUUUUGCAAUAAAGUUUGAAUAGUUGUUAUGCUGUGACAUGGUUAUAAUCGGUCACUAUAUUUAGACCGGGGCCUAUCAUAUUCUCCCUCAAACAAAAAAUCUAAUACAUUUAAUAUAAUUGUGAUAAUAUUAACUUUAUAAAAAGCUUCGAGUCUUUGACAUAACAUACAAAAGGCCUUACCUUGUGAUAUCACUUUAAAUUAUUAUUUCUCUUUGCCCAUUCUCUCCGUUCUUUCUUUUUCAUUGAGCAUAGGUAAUGAAAUCAUACAUUUAACAUAUAUAUGCAUUUGUUGCAACAAAUGAAUCUAGCUUUCUUUGUUAUAAUUUUUGUUUGUCAAUUAUGAUAUCGAUAAUUACAAAGAACAAAAGAGCCGCUUUAAGGAAAACAAACUUAUUGAUAUAAAUAACGAAACACGCGAUCAAGGAUCAACCAACAUUAAUAUUCAGUUUUUUUUUUCUAAACCUGUUUCAACAAUCUCUACUACACAAACUCAAUUUUACCUUUUUAGUUUUUUUUACUGAUUUAAUCAAUAAUUUUACUAAACAAGAGAGUUAUGAUAUAAUCCUCCCCAAAGCACUCUAGCUUUAUGUUUACAAUGUUACUUUUGUCCAUAUAUAAUAACUCAAGUAUCAUAUGCAGAAAAGAGAAUAUUUCCUAAGCAACUAUUCACAAGUGAAAAACACAUUAUUGUGCCGUAAAAACGUCUUUUCUCAAUCCCACUAUAGGACUAUUUAGAUAAUAAAUAUUAUGACAAAUGUAUAACAGUUUCUAAGCUUACCGUACAUUGUUGUAACAUUACGGUAGUAUUGUUGAUGAUGUAAGAAAAAUGGAUGGGAUGUUUCAUAAUUUCAAAUAACUUUCUCAUAAUAGCGACAGACGAAAGGAGGCAAACCAUGCGCACAUCACAUCACCUCUUCAAGUCUUUGAAUUUCCGUGUUACGAACAUGGAGGUGAUUCUAUUUCUUACGUGUUUGUGUAUGAACUUUUUUUUUUUUGCUAAAAUUUGGUGCUUGUCUAUCAACUUGAUGAGGAGUAAUGUUGAUGAAACAGCUUGCUCAGGUCAUAAAAAUGUAUGCUCUGCUUCUUCUUUUUUUACUGCGACAAAAGUAAUACUGGGUUUCAAACCUAAAUGUCAAUUGUUAGAAAAAAAAACUAAAUGUCUACAAUUAAGCAGCUUCAUUGGUUGGAAACUGCUAAAGUUUCUAAAAGGAAAAAAAUUAAUAUUAUAAUAAAUUAAUUACAUUUUAUUUUUUUAAAACCAAUCAAAACAUCUAUUUCAUUCUACUUGAUUGACAUUUGUCCACUAAAGUUUUAACUUUUAAGUAGUUUUUGUAAACCUCUAAAAACAGAACUUUUGUGCACAUUCUCUCCUAAAUUUGUUUUUUUUUUUGUUAAGUUUAGAACUCCUCUAGAGUCCACAGUUAAAGGUGCUCUAGUCUAAAAAAACUAACCCCAAACAGAACUUCGGCGUGUAGACCAAAUGUACCACCUGACAACAAGUCUACAACUACUUGCGUGGUUCGUGAUUUAUUCAAGGACCGAUUAUAAAAAUAUCAGAAGUAAUUAAAUACAGUAAAGAACAACCUCUUAGUCAGAUUCUCUCUCUCUCAACAUCUAUCUGCCCAUAUUUCUUGCUUUCAACAAAUUCAUUCACCAAUUUCCUUUUGUCCCAUCAACAACAAACAAAAUACUAAGUCCUUUCACAUAUAUUAAAACCACUUCACCACAAACCCUUACACAAGAAACCUUUAUUCAACAAUGUCCUCUCAAAACCGCAGAUCAAGAAACCAUUUCGUAUUAUAUGCAAAAAUAUUUUUUCUUUUUCUUGUUCUUGGAUUAUGCAAUGGAGCAAGAACAAGUGAGAACAACGUCUUCAACUAUAAAUCACACAAAGAAGUUCACCACGUCGUUUCUUCUUCAUCUCAACAGUUCUUGGGAUUCUUACCACGUCACUUCCCAAUUCCAGCUUCUGGUCCCUCUAAAAAACACAAUGAUAUUGGUUUACUUAGUUGCGAUCGAUCUUCUCCGUGAAAAGCUUUUAAAGGUCAUCAUGAAUUCCUUUUUAUUUUCUUUUAAUUAUUUCUCUAUUUUUUAUAUAGUAUAGUUUCUUGUGUAAAUGGUUUUUUUUUUUUGGUUUGUGAUGCCAAGAAAAUGGAGUUUUGGUUUGAUUCUUGUCAACGAUGCAAAACAUAUACAAUCUAUUAUCUAUGGUUAACCUGUAACUGAAUGUUGUAAUUUUGUUUUUGGAUGACUCGUAUUUGUAAUGUUGCAUGCAUUAAAUUAUUAUAGCGUGUGGUGUUCUUAAUAAUACUAGGGGGUUGUCCGCGCUUCGCGCGGAUUUAUUAGUUAGUUAUUGUGUGUAUGUUUGAUCUGGUUGUUCUUUGUUCCGACUACGUGUAUAUUGAUGUAUAAGGUUGUGUUAA
Molecule: messenger RNA, 5180 nt
Organism: Brassica rapa (field mustard)
Lineage: Eukaryota; Viridiplantae; Streptophyta; Magnoliopsida; Brassicales; Brassicaceae
Product: protein IDA-LIKE 2
Biological process (GO): floral organ abscission
Source: RefSeq, a predicted model, not a curated record